CGUCCGUCCGUUUUAAAUAUUAGCAUGCCGUUUCGCCGUUGGAUGACAAUCCCGCAUUCUCCGACGUCGAGAUUCCCAAAGAGGCGCUCUCCUUCUGCUGCUGCUGCUGCUUCUUCCUCCUCCGUCUCAAGUCCGUUUGUCACCUCCUCCUCCGCCGUUUCUGCUGCUACAAUGCUCCCCGAAUCCUCCACCACGCUCCUCCCCCGCGCCGCUCUCAUCUUAGCCUUCCUCGCCUUCUCCGGCUUCCUCCUUUACGCCUCCACCAAUUCCCUCUCCUUCCUCCGUCUAUCCUCCGCUUCCUUCUCUUCCUCCUCUUUUCUUAGCAAUUCCCCUUCCACCGUCGAUGACAGUGAAGCUGUGUCUUUGCCGAAGGAGCCAGCACAACUUGAAAGAAUCUUGAAGGAAGCUGCCAUGGACAAUACCACUGUGAUUUUAACAACUUUGAACCAAGCAUGGGCCGCUCCGAAUUCUGUCAUAGACCUUUUCCUAAAAAGUUUUAGGCUUGGUAAUGGCACUGAGAGACUCUUGAACCACUUAGUCAUCAUUGCCUUGGAUCAAAAGGCAUUUGAACGCUGUCUUGUUGUGCAUAGACAUUGCUUUGCUCUUGUGACUAAAGGAGUCGAUUUUCAUCAGGAAGCAUACUUUAUGACUCAAGCCUACUUGAAGAUGAUGUGGAGAAGGAUUGAAUUUCUGCUGUCCAUCCUCGAAAUGGGAUACGAUUUUGUUUUCACGGAUGCUGAUAUCAUGUGGUUCAGGGAUCCAUUUCCGCGUUUUUAUUUGGAUGCUGAUUUCCAGAUUGCAUGUGAUUAUUUUCUGGGCAACCCUGAUGAUCUGCAGAACAGCCCCAAUGGAGGAUUUAACUAUGUGAAGUCCAACAACCGGUCAAUAGAAUUUUACAAAUUUUGGUACUCUUCUCGUGAAACUUAUCCAGGGUAUCAUGAUCAGGAUGUACUUAAUUUUAUCAAGUUAGAUCCUUUCAUCUUGCAAAUUGGAAUUAAGAUAAAAUUUUUAGAUACUGCUUUCUUUGGUGGGCUUUGUGAAGCUAGCAAAGACUUGAAUUUAGUUUGUACAAUGCAUGUAAAUUGUUGUGCUGGCUUGGAUAACAAGCUUAAUGACCUAAGAGUUAUGCUUCAAGACUGGAGGGCUUUUAUUUCAUUACCACUAGAUUUGAAGAACAAAUCAUUUAUAUCAUGGAGGGUUCCCCAGAAAUGCAGCCUGGAAUCUCUCCAGCAUAACAAUUCCCUAGCCCCAGAGAAUGACUUUGAAGUUGAAACUCAACAUUGAAUGCAAUUGUACAUAUGUUUUAAGUUUCCUCCAUCGCAAACAAAAUAAGAUGGACUUUCUGUUAGGAGUAGGGUAAUGUUAACAGGUAGUGUCAAAUUCCAAGCAGGAUAGUUCGAUCCCAGUUGCAACUUUGAAGGUGUGCCAUAUUUUCCUAGAAUAAAGCAAGACAGAGAUUACAAGGUUGAGAAAUAGCCCAGAUGAGGCGGAACUUCCGAAGAGUCUUGUUUAUCUUGCAAGUGUGAAUGAACCCAAGGAAGGCCAAAUCUAAGAAAGGUCAAUGGAAUCCCAAAUAGUAUAAACCAAAAAGAAUCACAUGAUCUUUGGAUUUGGUUGUUCAGAUUGAAUGAAUUUGUUCCUUCUGAUUUAGAAAUUUUACUAGCUAGGCUCCUUUUUAAGCCUCCAAAGACUUUUCUCUUUCUUUUGCAUUUUUAACUAUUAUUUAAAAAAA
Molecule: messenger RNA, 1732 nt
Organism: Rubroshorea leprosula
Lineage: Eukaryota; Viridiplantae; Streptophyta; Magnoliopsida; Malvales; Dipterocarpaceae
Source: the annotation of a GenBank genome assembly